GGCCCACACAGUUAACAGCACAGCCCUGCGCCCUGCCUCCGGCGAUUGGCUCCGCGCACAGCCCAGCCGCUAUUUCUCCUCGCCGCCACUGCUGCUGGGCUUGGAGGCAGCAGGAGGCUGUGGGUGAGGGAGGGCUUGUCCGAGCCCUUCGCAGAGGGUGCUCGCACCCUGCGCCCAGCCCGGCCAUGGGGGGCUGGCCCCACGGCGCCUGGGUUUUGCCCUUGGUCUUGGCUGGGCUCGUCCAGCCAGGUUUGAGCCAGGAGAGGGAGAAGGUGAAGUGCUACAGCUCAGUGCAGGGCACCGUCUAUGACUAUGGGGCCCUCACCAUCGACGGCGAGGAGUACGUCCCCUUCAAGAAGUAUGCGGGCAAGAUGGUGCUCUUUGUCAACGUGGCCACGUACUGAGGGCUCACCCUGCAGUACCUCGAACUGAAUGCACUACAAAAUGAACUGGGGCCGUACGGGCUCGUUGUCCUGGGCUUCCCCUCCAACCAGUUCGGAAAGCAAGAACCUGGCCAGAACUCGGAGAUCCUCCCCGCACUGAAAUACGUCCGGCCUGGGGGUGGCUUUGUCCCAAAUUUCCAGCUCUUCCAGAAAGGGGACGUGAACGGUGCCAAGGAGCAGAAGGUCUACACGUUCCUCAAGAACGCCUGUCCACCAGUGGCGGAGGAGUUUGGGAACCCCAAGAACCUCUUCUGGGAGCCCCUGAGGAACCAUGACAUCAAGUGGAACUUUGAGAAGUUCCUGGUGGGCCCUGACGGGGUGCCCGUGAUGCGCUGGUACCACCGGACCAACAUUGCUGUCGUGAAGAAUGACAUCAUUGACUACAUGAGGCAGCAGCAGGCCCAGUAGAGGAGGUGGCUGCCGGCGCGUGGUGGGGUUAGGCUGCUCCCCUCCCACCCGCACCCACUGAGAAUUGGCUCCCGAUCGGCUGCUACAAGGGCUGCUCCCUCCAUCCAACGUGGUGAAAGCCAACACUUGGCUCCAUUUCAGACCAGUUUCAUAGUGAAACCACAUGGAAGCAUCCCAUUGCAGCAAGCCGAACGCUGGUACCUAUCCACUGCCCCAGCGCCACCCCACUCUCUGGCUGAGGUUGGAUGCUCACACUGCGGUGGGUUACAGGGUGGCAGAGACCCCAGCAAGGGGAGAGAAAUGUUUCCUGAUAACGCCAUGUUCAUCUCCACCCGCAAUGGCAGCAUCUCCUCCAGGCCAAAAGCUUGCCCCACAAAAUCCUGCCUCUGUGCCCCCCAGCUCCCUGGGACAGGCACUCCCUCGCUGUCCCAGCUUCGUGCACACCUCUCCUGGCGCGCACGUCAGCAUGGGGGCCGGCUGCCUCAGGCGCAGAAGACCACAUCUCCAUGAAGGCCAGGUCUGAAAGCCCCUGCCAUGGGGUGGACCUGGCCUGAGCCUGCCCCGGCAUGGAGCAGCUCUUCUAGUGCAUUCAAGCUGCCCCGUGGUCCCCGGCGCAGAGACAUGCUCCUCUCCUCUCCUGGAGGCAGCCAGCCCCCUCCUGCCCCUGAAGCAUUGACCUGCCACUGUAGAAACACCAAAUAAAGGCUCUGCAAAUGUGCA
Molecule: messenger RNA, 1571 nt
Organism: Dromaius novaehollandiae (emu)
Lineage: Eukaryota; Metazoa; Chordata; Aves; Casuariiformes; Dromaiidae
Gene: GPX3
Product: glutathione peroxidase 3
Exons: 5
Biological process (GO): response to oxidative stress
Molecular function (GO): glutathione peroxidase activity
Source: RefSeq, a predicted model, not a curated record